This is a messenger RNA of Ilex paraguariensis (yerba mate), 1341 nucleotides long. The record is from the annotation of a GenBank genome assembly. Lineage: Eukaryota; Viridiplantae; Streptophyta; Magnoliopsida; Aquifoliales; Aquifoliaceae.
AUGGACGCAGCGAGUCAGCUUGUCUGCUGCGGAAUCGAACCCUUCCGGCGGAAUUUUCCGGCUGGGACUCACUCGGCUUCGACGUUAAAGAAGAGAAUCGAUCACAAUUCGCUUCCGAGAGUUGUUAGGAUUCGGAGACGACACGGUGUCGUACGCGCCGUGGCUAUCGAGCCGAGACCAACAGAAACCAAGUCUUCUUCAAGUACAGUUAAAGUCAUCAAUGGGUCUCCCAAAUCACCGUCGUCGAAGCAGGUCAAUGGAGUUUCUACUAGAGUCGGAGACGUUUCGAAAGAGAUCAAACGAGUGAGAGCACAGAUGGAAGAAAAUGAGGAUUUGGCAAUACUUAUGAGGGGGCUCAGGGGUCAAAAUUUGAGAGAUGAGCUAUUUGCUGACAACAAUAUCAAGCUCCGCCUAGUUGAGGUUGAUGAAAGCAGUGAUUUUUUGCCUUUGGUGUAUGAUCCUGCUACCAUCUCUGCAUAUUGGGGAAAACGACCACGUGCUGUUGCAACCCGUAUUGUUCAGCUAUUGUCUGUUGCUGGAGGUUUUCUUUCACGUCUUGCUUGGGAUGUGAUAAACAAGAAGGUCAAACAGAAUGAAGUUGCUCGAGCAAUUGAGCUAAGGGAAAUUGUAACCUCUUUGGGUCCAGCAUAUAUAAAACUUGGGCAAGCAUUGAGCAUUCGGCCAGAUAUACUCUCACCUGUUGCAAUGAUUGAACUGCAAAAACUUUGUGACAAGGUUCCAUCAUUUCCUGAUGACGUUGCUAUGGCUCUUAUAGAGGAGGAGCUUGGUCAGCCAUGGCAAAACAAUUAUUCUGAUCUUUCUCCCUCUCCUAUUGCUGCUGUUUCUGAAAUUUGUUCCACUCGUUUUUGUUGUGGAAAAUCCAUGGCAGCAUCUCUGGGACAGGUGUAUAAGGGCCGGCUGAAAGAAAAUGGGGAUUUAGUAGCUGUUAAAGUACAGAGGCCUUUCGUCCUUGAGACUGUAACUGUUGAUCUGUAUGUCAUACGGAACUUGGGUUUGGUUCUUCGGAAAUUUCCUCAGAUCUCGAUUGACGUGGUUGGAUUGGUUGAUGAAUGGGCUGCUCGUUUUUUUGAGGAGCUUGAUUAUGUUAAUGAGGGUAAAAAUGGAACACUCUUUGCUGAGAUGAUGAAAAAAGACCUUCCACAGGUUGUUGUACCAAGAACUUAUGAAAAAUAUACUUCAAGAAAGGUCCUCACCACUGCAUGGAUAGAAGGAGAAAAGCUGUCACAAAGUACAGAAAGUGAUGUUGGGGAAUUGGUGAAUGUUGGGGUCAUAUGUUACUUAAAGCAGUUGUAUUUCUUUGAUGAUAUCUCUGUGAUGUAG